Molecule: messenger RNA, 1862 nt
Organism: Bicyclus anynana (squinting bush brown)
Lineage: Eukaryota; Metazoa; Arthropoda; Insecta; Lepidoptera; Nymphalidae
Exons: 2
Coding region: 139-1287 (382 amino acids)
Molecular function (GO): protein binding
Source: RefSeq, a predicted model, not a curated record
UCUUUGGGCGACUGCGAAUCCUAAUAAUCAUUAUUCUAUUUGUUGCCGGUUGUCUAAGUAUCAGCUAUUAUUUUGCUGAUUAAUAUUAUUUAUGGCAUCAGUGGCCUACGGCGUUUUAACUAUUAAUCAGGAUAAAACAUGGAAAACUGUCCAUCAGAAUUACUGCUUUUAAUUUUCUCAUCACUACAUCCUCGUCAACUUACGCGAUGCCGCAGAGUUUGCAGGCGUUGGUAUACAAUGAUCGAGUGCAUUCUAAGAAACGAGAAUAUGUGGAAAGCGCACUGUCUGAAAGAGUUUGAAGACGUUUAUCAGAAAAAACGUCUUUCCGGACUAACAUGGCGCAAAUUGUACAGGUCUCUUAAUUUGUGGACAAAACUGCUGUCAGCUACUGAAACACAACUGAUUGCCUUCACAUCAUUUUUCUGUGAAGAAAUUUAUGGAUUUCAACUACUAACGAAUGGCAUAAUCGGCCUUCAUCGAAAAAAUUGCAUUGUAUACCAUGACAUCCAUACUCUAGAGUAUGAAUUGUCAUUACUACCAAUGUUCGGUAAUUACACUCGUUAUGUUGAAAAUGACGAGACUAUAGUUCUCUUGGAACAUCAAGCAAAUCUCACCAUCAUUCGCAAAGUCCUUAAAGAUGCACAACAUGUAAGACAAAUAGUAUUUUCAAAUAUUAAAAACUUUCUCCUAAAGACUGACGAGGUGUACAUUAUUACAGUAGAUAACAAAAUCUACGUAUGCAAUUUGCAUGAUGAAAAGUUAAAGAGCACUUUUGUGAUGAGAUUAACAGCCAACAUAUUGUGUGUGGAAUAUGUGAACAGAUGUUUAAAUGUCUUAACGGCGAAUAAACACAUUUUGGUAAUUUCAGGCAGAAGGCUCAUUUCUCAAUUUAAAUUAAAUGACAACUGCAACACACUGCAUAUAUUGAAGCAGUAUAACUUACUUCAGAACCUUAGUUGGUCAAAUUAUGUAGUCAAUAAUUGGUAUACAUGGAUCAACCCAAAAGUGGUUAAAAUAUACGGAGACUUUGUCUUUGUUGGCACAAACUUUGGAUUCCUUAAAAUAUACCGUUCCCCGUAUGUGAAUAAAGAGUUUGACUUGGUCACGUCAAGACCAAUACGGCAGUACAGGUUACCGUGCUCUCCCAGUCACCAGUUCCAGAAUCACAUUCGGCACAUUGAUGUGUUAGAGGAGGAGGAUGGCCAUAGUGUUUUCAUCAGUACUUCAGAAAAGCUUGUAGUCAUAAAAUUCUCUCAUAAUGUGUCAGAAGAUGGAUUAUUAAUAUAAACUGCUAAUUUAAUUAUAAGUGAUAGAUGUUACUACUAUAUCUAUUUUGUUGUUGUUUCAUGAAAUUUUCCAAAACAUAUAUUUCAAUAUGUAACAUGUCACAUGUGUCAGAACAUGAAAAUUAUUUAUAAAAAUUGAUAAUUUGAAUAAAAAAAAAAUGUUACUACUAGCUGUUUAGUUGUCAUAUCAUAAAAUUUUCUGAUGCAAAAGUUUCAAUAUGUAACAUGUCACAUUUGUCUUUUCAUCCUCCUCCCCAUUAGUGUACCCACAUCCAUUAUAGAUUGCAUCGUGCAGAAAUUGUAAUCUAGGGCUAACCUUUAAAAGAUUAAAAAAAAGUUAUUAAUGAUAUUAAUAUAAAUUGCUAAUCUCUUUUCUAAUUAGAAAAGAUUCAUGUAUUACUUUGUUACUUUGUUGUUUUAUGUGGUAAUAAAUUUAUUAUAAUUAUAUUACUUUAUGUAGUAAUGAAAGUAUUAAAAUUAUAUUGAACUUUAGUAAUAAGAAGCUGGCACAAAAUGAAAGCCAUAAAAAUAAUUGAAUUGAUUAUUUAGUAUUAAGAAAUAAAUGGUCUCAAUGUG